AUGCCGGAGAUCAUACUCUCAAUCAACGCGGGCUCGUCUAGUGUCAAAAUAUCAGUAUACAAGACACCUGAGGAUGGCUCUUCGGUACCAGUGCAGCUGGCCGAGGCAACCGUCGAAGGUCUGACCGCGCCUCCUGCGAAACUAAAAUACGAGCGCGGUGAUGAGAAGAUCAAGGGGAAAGAGUUGGAGAAUGUCAAAUCGCAGGAAGAUGGGUUUCGAUAUAUCCUCGAGCACCUGACGAAUGACAAGGGACUCAAGGAGCUGAACCAUACAGACGAUAUCCGAUUCACAUGUCAUCGCGUUGUGCAUGGUGGUGACUAUCCCAGAAGCCAGGUCAUUGACAAGGAGACGUACCAUCACAUUGAGGAACUCUCUGAUCUGGCACCACUUCACAACGCUCCCGCACUCACCAUUGUCCGAGCAGUAGCAGAGGCUUUGCCGCAUGCUAAGAACAUUGCCUACUUUGACUCUUCAUUCCACAAUACGCUACCUGAUUACAUAUGUACAUACCCCAUUAACCAGGAAGUGGCUCAAAAGAACAAGCUUCGAAAGUACGGGUUCCAUGGCAUCAGCUACUCAUUCAUCGUCAAUGCUGUAGCCGAACAUCUCAAAAAGCCAGUCGAUCAGGUCAACAUCAUCGCACUACAUCUCGGUUCAGGCGCAUCCGCUUGUUGUAUAAAGAAUGGAAAAUCUCUGGAUACAACCAUGGGUCUAACUCCUCUCGCUGGCCUGCCAGGCGCCACACGUUCAGGCUCCAUUGACCCGUCGUUAAUGUUUCACUACACGCACAGCGCGGGAAAGCCGUCGCACAGUUCCAGCGAGAAGAUGCACAUCACUCAAGCCGAGGAAAUAUUGAACAAGCAAAGCGGAUGGAAGAGUCUAACCGGCACCACGGAUUUCGGUAAAAUCAGCUCUUCGGAUCGGUACGAGGAUAAGCUCGCUUUCAACAUCUUUGUUGAUCGCAUUCUCAACUACGUCGGUCCGUACUUCACGAAGCUGGAUGGCGAGGUUGAUGCGCUUGUUUUUGCGGGAGGCAUCGGCGAGAAGGGGGGGAAAUUGAGGCAAGCCGUUGUGCAGGGCGUCAAGUGUCUGGGGUUUGCGGUUGACGAAAAGAAGAAUGAGGCUCAGGUGGAGGAUGUGGUCACGGAUAUAAGUGCUAGUGGUGCGAGAUUCAAGACACUGGUUGUCCAGACGGAUGAGCAAUUGGAGAUGGCAAGAGGUGUGUUAGUGGAUAAGGACCGUUUUGUGGGGAAGAAAUAA
This is a messenger RNA of Bipolaris maydis ATCC 48331, 1260 nucleotides long. Its product is annotated as Acetokinase family-domain-containing protein. The record is from RefSeq and is a predicted model, not a curated record. Gene Ontology annotation, molecular function: acetate kinase activity. Gene Ontology annotation, biological process: acetate metabolic process; phosphorylation. NCBI's taxonomy places the organism in Eukaryota, Fungi, Ascomycota, Dothideomycetes, Pleosporales, Pleosporaceae.